This is a messenger RNA of Megalops cyprinoides (Indo-Pacific tarpon), 4369 nucleotides long. RefSeq names its product ribosomal RNA processing 12 homolog (gene rrp12). The transcript is spliced from 34 exons. Bases 60 to 3926 code for a protein of 1288 amino acids. NCBI's taxonomy places the organism in Eukaryota, Metazoa, Chordata, Actinopteri, Elopiformes, Megalopidae. The record is from RefSeq and is a predicted model, not a curated record.
GUGCGACUGGCGGAGUGGUAGGAACCGUACAGAGUGGCUGUCCAACUUUCACCAGAAACAUGGUGAAAUCGGGAAAGCUUCGGUCCGGAACCGCACAGAAACUGAAGCGAUGGAAGAAAGGUCACAGUAGUGACUCGAACCCGCAAGCAAGCCGGCAUCGACAAGCUGCCAGAAGUCGCUUUUUUAGCCGUCCUACGGAGAAAAGUGACCUCACCGUAGAUGCUCUCAAACUCCACAAUGAGCUGCAGGCAGGACCCCUGGAGACGAGGGAGGGUGGCCUCGGAGAUGCCUGCUCCACGGAGGAGGCGGCGUUCUCGGAGAGGACCUCGGGCACCUUCCUCAGCGGUCUGUCGGACUGCUCCAACCUCACAUUCCGGAAGGUCCAGCGCUUCUGGGAGUCCAACUCCGCCGCUCACAAAGAGAUCUGUGCUGUUCUUGCUGCCGUCACCGAGGUGAUCCGCGCCCAGGGGGGGAAGGAGACGGAGACGGAGUACUUUGCUGCUCUGAUGACCACCUUGGAGGCGGUUGACUCCAGUGAGUCUUUGGCUGCAGUGGCAUACCUACUGAAUCUAGUGAUGAAAAGAGUACCGGCUCCGGUUUUGAUCAAGAGGUUCUCGGACACGUCCAAAGUGUUCAUGGACAUCAUGUCUGCACAGGCCAACUCCGACUCCUCCACCGCCUUGCGUUGGAUACUGUCCUGCCUGGCCACCUUGCUACGGAAGCAGGAGCUGUCAGUGUGGAGUUACCCCUCCACCCUGCAGGUGUACCACGGCCUGCUGAGCUUCACCGUGCACUCCAAACCCAAGGUGCGUAAGGCUGCCCAGCACGGCAUCUGCUCCAUCCUGAAAGGCAGUGACUUCCUGUUCACUGACUCCGCCCCCUCACACCACCCUGCUGCAGUGACCACCGCCAAGUUCUGCAUCAAAGAGAUGGAGCAAGCUGGUGGCAGUAAAGAGGACACCACCACCCUCCACGUACUGGGGUUGCUGAAGGACCUGCUGACCGGCUUCCCCCUCAGUGCUGUCAAGUCGUGCUGCGAGACUCUGCUUCGCGUCAUGACCCUGAGCCAUGUGCUGGUGACGGCAGGUGCCAUGCAGGCCUUCCACAAGCUCUUCAGUGCCAAGCCCAACCCCGCCACCCUCUCCGCCGAGCUCAACGCCCAGAUCAUCACGGCUCUGUAUGAUUACCUGCCCAGUGAGAAUGACCUGCAGCCCUUGCUGGCCUGGCUGGCUGUUAUGGAGAAAGCCCACAUUCACCUGUCCAGUAUGCAGAGCUCUCUGAGUCUGGGUCACCUGCCUCGUCUCUUCUCCACAGCCAUGUCCUGCUUGCUUUCCCCGCACACGCAGGUCGUUUCCACGGCAGCGCAGACUCUGAAGACUCUCCUGACCGAGUGUGUAGCCCCACACAUGGCAGAGGUGGGGCUGGUCACGGCCACCGCCUCCACCGGACACGCCUCCUACAUCUGCAAGAUGUUCCGCAUCGUGGAGGAGGGGCUGACCUACCGCUUCCACUCCUCCUGGCCCUUCGUAUUUCAGGUGCUGGGCUGCUUCUACAGGGUUGCCGGGAAACAGGCGCAUCCCAUCAUGGCCAAGAGCCUGCAGUCCCUCAGUGACCUCCGGGCCACACCUCGCUUCCCCUUCUCUGGUGAGCUGGACCUGGCAGUAGGGGGCGCUGUGGAGAGCAUGGGCCCGGAGGUGGUCCUAACCGCAGUCCCCCUGCAGAUCACUGGAACACAGGAUGACAUGGAGUUCCCCCGCAGCUGGCUGAUCCCCGUCAUCCGGGACCACGUGAAGAACACCCAGCUGGCCUACUUCGCUUCCUACUUCCUGCCGCUGGCCGUCACUCUCAGACAGAGAGCUGAGGAGCUGGAGAAAGAAGGGCAGAAGCUGGAGGCCAAGGUGUAUCAGACGCUGCAGCUGCAGAUGUGGACCAUGCUGCCAGGGUUCUGCAUGAAGCCCACUGACCUCACGACAUCCUUCAGGGGCAUCGCCCGGGCGCUGGGCAUGGCCAUCAACGAGCGGCCGGACCUGCGGUUGACCAUUUGCCAGGCCUUACGCACCCUCAUCAACAAGAGCUGCGAGACAGAGGAGGAGAAGGCUGAAGUCAGUCGCUUUGCGAAGAACUUUCUGCCCAUCCUGUUCAACGUGUACAGUACUCAGCCUGCCCCUGGCGAGAGUGCCCCCUCCAGGAUGGCUGUGCUUGACACAAUCAAAGUCUACCUGACCAUUACUGACCUACAGUUGGUGUGCACGUUCCUGCAGAAGGCCACGGAGAAGCUCAGCGCUGCGGACAGCACAGAGUUCACACGGCUCUCUGUGAUGGAUCUGGUGGUCGCCAUGGCGCCGUGUGUGGACGAGGCCACCAUGACCAAAACCUACGAGCUCAUGAGGCCGUACCUGGAGAGCAAGGAGGCGGGGCUACAGAAGAAGGCGUACCGCGUGCUGGAGGAGAUGUGUGGGGGACAGAGGGAGGCCUGCCGCCAGUUUGUCCUGGCCAACCUGGAGCAGCUCCAGAAGGUUCUGCUGGGCUCGCUGAAGAGCGCCGCCUCACCCGCCAAGAGGCCCAGACUGAAGUGCCUGAUCCACAUUGUGAAGCAGUUGAGUGAGGAGCACAGGGAGUUCAUUGCAGCUCUGUUGCCAGAGGUUAUCAUCUGCACCAAGGAGGUGUCAGUGGGGGCUCGCAAAAACGCCUACACUCUGCUGGUGGAGAUGGCCCAGGCCUUCAUCCGCUUUUGCGGCAAUUCCAGAGAGGCCAUGGAGCAGUACCUGGCGUUGGUCUACGUCGGGCUGAGCGGCUCCGUCACCAUGAUCACGUGCACUGUGCUGGCCCUGACCCGGCUCGUCUUUGAGUUCAAAGAUUCGAUGGACGUGGCAGUGCUGGAGCAGCUCCUCCAAAACGUCUGCCUCCUGCUCAUGUCCCGAACGCGGGAGAUCGUCAAGGCGGCGCUGGGCUUCAUCAAAGUCAUCCUCUUCAUCAUGGACAUCAAAGUCCUGGCCAGCCACGUGCCCGUCAUCAUGGAGGGAAUUGGGAAUAUCAAAGACGAUGUAAGGAGGCAUUUCAGGACGAAACUGAAGAACAUCUUCACCAAAUUCAUCCGCAAGUUUGGGUUUGAACUGGUCAAGAGCAUGCUGCCGGAGGAGCACCACAAGGUGCUGGCCAACAUCCGCAAGGCCGAGGCCAGAACCAAGAGACGCAAGCUGAUGCAAAAGGCUGAGGAGGAGGGCUCAGAGAGCGAGGAGGACACCCCCAAGGCCAAGGGAGAGAGCAUCGAGGAGAUCCUCGCCGAGUCUGACUCGGACGACUCUGAGGACGAGAAGCCCAAGAAGGGCCAGAAGAAGCCGGCGCGCCAGAAGGGCCAGGCCUGGCUCAAAGAGGGAGAGGCGGACGAACCACUCAACUUCCUCGACCCCAAAGUGUCGCAGAGAGUUCUCGCUACAAACCCAGACUUGAAGAAGGCCAGCAAGGUUCAGCACGGUUUCAAGGUGACAUCAGAUGGACGUCUGAUCAUUCGAGAAGAGGGAGACGAGGAUGAAAAAGCUAAAGGUGAUGAUGGAGAAAUGAAAGAUAUUUUGGAGGAAGCUGGAGUUAAGAGCAAAAAGACUCAGAAAAGGAGAUUCCAAGAUGAUGACUUUGAUGACGAUAUGGACAUUGAGCCUCAGCUGAAAUACAAAGCUGGUGGCUCUGGGAUCCACAGGCCUCUGUCACAGAAAGGGGAAUCAGGAGCAGACUACAGAGCCAAGAAGGGAAGAGGCGAUAUUAAGAAGAAAGGCAAGGUUGACCCGUACGCCUACAUCCCGCUGAAGAAAGCUCAGCUCAACCGAAGGAAAAAGGCCAAGCUGCAGGGCCAGUUUAAGGGGAUGGUGAGAGGGGCGCAGAAGGGGGCCAAGCUGGGGAAGAGGAUGCAGAGGAGCAAGAGGAAGGCCUGACGCCCUCAUGACCGGGCCCAGCGAAGGAAACCAGUGUGUGUGUGUGUGUGUGUGUGUGUGUGUAUGAGUGUGUGCGCGUGUGUGAGAUUUUGUAUUAGGACUGGCUCUUCUCUCAGACGGAAGGGUUAGGGAGCUGCUCUGUGCUGGUUCCUGACCCCUCCCGCACCCCCUUCAGUCAGUCACGCCUCCACAUCGGCAGAUUCUACCCCACCAUACCCCAGCACAGCCCCUGCCCUGUUGAAGAUCUGCGGACACUCAUCGUUAUGGAGGGACUGAAUGUGCUCCAAGAGGAAGCCACUCUCCUGUGGAUAGAGGCAUGUUUUGUCAGUUGAUUAAACUGAAACAAAUUUUAAAAAAUCCAUCGAGAUGUUCCAAUGGAUUGUAAAGCUGUCGGUCAUGGAUCUCUCUAUUUAUGUAUUCUGCCAAAAGCAUCUUCUCAGAAA